AUGGGAGACACCGAGAGUGCCUCUUGCCAGGCAUGCAAUGACAUCUCCAAGGCAUUUACAAAAGACGGCCACGAAGGCAACAUCAACCUCGGGUCUUUCGAACAAGCGAAAGCCUCAGGAUGUCCAACUCAUACACCUCUUCUACAGGCAUUCCAGGAUCUAAGAGAUCUCCCUGACAGCGAUGAAGUUGAGCUGAUGACUGCUAAGAAAGGCAGAAGCGCGUCCUUGCGGCGUGCGGGCGGGGGACCGUACUGGGAUCUGGUCCUCGUCAAGAAAGAUAACGAAGGCCAUAUCGGAACUGGACGUAUUCUCAAUCCAGACUGGGCUGAAGCAGGAAGUAUCAAGCAGUGGAAGGAUAUGUGCAUUGAAUCGCACGGCCCAAGAUGUGAUAAUCCUAUGAAAGUCCAGCCGGUGCGACCUGUUUGGGUUAUUGACGUCCAGAAGAGGUGCCUUGUGCCUGGUUCUGGCCCCGGCUGCGAUAGAUAUAUCGCAUUAAGUUAUACCAUAGAAGGCGAGGAGGAGAAUCCUGGAGGAUUCAAGGUCGACGAUGCAGAAAUGGUCGAGACGCUGAAGACGCCGAAUAUGAUUGACAGCCCUGAGAUAUCACAGCGACUGCCGCCGAUAAUCCAACACGCGAUGUAUCUGACAUCUGCCCUUGGAGAGCACUACCUCUGGGUUGAUGCACUUUGCUCUCUGCAUGGUGACCCUGUCAAUACAGAUGCAGCAACUCAGAGGGGACUCAGGGGUGCAAUAUACGCAAACGCCCUCGUUACCAUUAUAUCCACAGACAAAGACAGUCGAAGCGGUAUUCCCGGCCUUCAAGGUAUAUCCAGCCCUCGAAACCUAAAACAACGAAUUAUUCCAUUCGGAGACGACAAAAUCGCCAUCCGUAACACCGGGAUCUUCUCAAUGGGCGCCUGGGGCGCAUAUCACAAACGCGGCUGGACGUACCAGGACUACAAGAUGUCAGCUCGGAAGCUCAUGAUCGUUAAUAAGGAACUACACUGGGAAUGCCAAUGUAGUGUCUGGCACGAGGAACUCACGCCUGGGACCGAGAUCGACCAGUACAUCGACCCGCGCCUGAAAGUGAUACUAGCUGGAUUUCCAGAUCUAGAAUCCCUCGUUCACACCAUCUACAGCUACAACGACCGCGAGAUGAGUCAUGACGAGGAUGUUAUCCCUGCUAUAUCUUCGCUCCUGUCUACAAUGAGCCGGUCGUUCACUGGGGGCUUUCUCUAUGGCCUUCCUGAAAUGCUAUUCGAGAGAGCAUUAGGAUGGAGUCCAUAUUGGAGAUUCACCAACCUCAGACGCCGUACUUCAAGCAAUGUCCAUCUCCCAUCCUGGUCCUGGAUUGGCUGGCAGGGCAUGGUUGAUGUCGGACGACAUGAAGCAAUGCGCAUCAACCCGCUCGUGUCAGAUAUCCAGGAAACAAUCCCUAUAACGGAGUGGUACACGAGCAAAACACCAGCUGGCUCUCCCCUGCGCAGGAUAAGGUCUACCUGGUUCGAGAACCGUGAGUCCUAUAAAGACUUCACUAAACCUCUGCCUCCGGGCUGGACGCGGCAUGGCCUUCCACUACCGGAUGAUACGCGGAACGUCCGAGUGCCCAAAGAACCAUAUCUUUACCCGGAAGGGUGCAGUGAGUACUAUUUCAAGCACCCAAAGCUUACUGCCGCCGAUGAACACUGUGACGUUUGGUAUUAUCCCUUCCCGGUGCCUGAUAUUGAACCAUCCACGCCGGUGUCCAUGCCAGAGCAGACGCCUUACCUCCAUUGCAGAACGAAAAGAGCUACCCUUUGGGCUCGCGUAUCCCAAGAACGGAACACUAACGAAGUGGACCUGUUGAACAAAUCAGGUCUUCAUGUUGGAAAGCUACGCCUUCACUACGAAGAUCAGCUAGACGGUUUUCCCAGAGAGGGAACACACGACAUAGGAAAGGAUGUUGAGCUAGUUUCAAUCUACCGCUCCUGGCGACGAGAGAGGAUCUUUGACCUGGAGAAGAGAUGCUAUUCGAGUCUCGGUGACCCGUGGGAAAGCUAUCAAGUGCUCUGGGUAGAGUGGAAGGACGGUGUGGCGUAUCGGCUGGCUGGUGGAUAUGUUAGAAGGGAAAGCUGGGAGGAACUGGAUUUGGAGGACAUUUCACUGGUUCUAGGCUGA
Messenger RNA from Aspergillus versicolor CBS 583.65, 2157 nucleotides. RefSeq lists its product as uncharacterized. Lineage: Eukaryota; Fungi; Ascomycota; Eurotiomycetes; Eurotiales; Aspergillaceae. Bases 1 to 2157 code for a protein of 718 amino acids. The record is from RefSeq and is a predicted model, not a curated record. The transcript has a single exon.